Messenger RNA from Helobdella robusta, 363 nucleotides. RefSeq lists its product as hypothetical. The record is from RefSeq and is a predicted model, not a curated record. The coding region runs from base 1 to 363 and encodes 120 amino acids. The transcript has 3 exons. NCBI's taxonomy places the organism in Eukaryota, Metazoa, Annelida, Clitellata, Rhynchobdellida, Glossiphoniidae.
AUGUCGUUGUUGUUGUUGCUGCUGUUGUUGUUACUUAGAACAUCUCUCCUCAACUUACUCCUACUUUCACUUCUCCUCCUCAUCUCACUCUUCUCGAUGACGAUCGAAACAAAACCGCGUUCAGUCACGUGCUUCCAGUGUUUCCAGUGGCAGACCAACUGCAAGGUCGCCAACGGUACUGGCAGAGUUUGCUCGGGGAGGAAGUGCGCUGUGCUGAAGUACAAGAUAGGAGGAGAGUCAUUUGUUGAGAGGCAUUGUUUGAAUGAAGAUGCUUGGAGGGAAUGCUCCAACGAAACUUUUAACAACGUCGGUAACAGGAGUGUUGGGUGCAGUUGUUCAACUGACUUCUGUAAUGGUCACUGA